AAAAACAUGGAGGAACAGAAACCAGGAGGCAUGAAUCAGAUCGCCGGUGGAAUGAUCGGCAAAGAAGAGAGUUUCGAUCAAUCAGCUUCCCCUCAACCAGCUCCACCUCGUUAUCCGACCACCGCCGCGGCCGCCGAUUAUUUGCUGCGAGACGAGAAAAUUGGGGGGAUUGUGCAGGGUCUCCACAGAGAGGCGUCCUGCUUCGCCAGCGAAAUCGAGGGCUUCUUCGGCGACAUUUACCCCGACGAUCUCACUUGCUUUACCUUCAAAACUCCGCACUCCAUGGAUGGAUUUGCAGCUUGUGAUGGUGGCCUAACAGAUUCAUUCCUAUGGUCACAUAGCAGCAGCAAUACUAAUGUCAACCCCAGGCAAUACAGCCAUUCAGUUUCCAUCGACGCCCAGUCAUCCAUCUGUGUUGGGAGCCCGACAUCAGCCAAGCCGAACGUGCGAGAGAUCGAACCGAAAGUCACAUGGAGCGGUUCGUCGCCAGAGCCAUCAAAUGAGGAUGAAGAAGAUGCUGAGAUAGAAGCAGGGCCCUGCGAGCAGAGCACCAACCCUGCUGUUGAUGUCAAGCGCGUCAGAAGGAUGGUCUCGAAUCGCGAGUCUGCUAGACGAUCUCGAAGAAGGAAGCAAGCUCAUCUGGCUGAACUGGAAUUGCAGGUUGAGCAGCUGACUGGAGAGAAUGCAACGAUGUACAAGCAGCUCUCUGACGCGGCCCAGCAGUACCGCGAGGCAGGCACCAACCACAGGGUGCUGAAAUCGGGCGUCGAGGCCCUGCGAGCCAAGGUCAAGCUGGCUGAAGACAUGGUGGCUCGGGGAUCAUUCACAUGUAGCAUGAACAUGCUGCUGCAGAACAACAACAACAACAACAUUCAACCUGAUGCAGUAACAGUAGCACCUCCUCAGGUUAUGAACAAUCACGUCAAUCUCAAUCACCAUCACCAUCAUCAUCGGAUGGCAGCCAACGUGUCGCCGAGCAUCACGGUUCGAGGAGGAGAGGAGGUGUCGUAUGGUGGCGGCGGUGGUGGAGCAGGAGGAGGAGGAGUCUCAGUUGGUAGUGCAAGUCUGAACAAUGAUGUGAUUAGUGAGACUGGUGUCCUCGGACGAGACAAAUGGACCCAAAGCCCACAUACCACCUUCAGUACAAACGGACCAGACCUCGGGGCCGGGUACGAGCCUGUAGUCGUUCCAUCUAUCGCGAUCGCCAUUAUCGCACCCCGCUCAUUACAUACGUUGUUGCAGCAGCCUUCAAAUGGCUUCAGAGAAGAGCGAGACACAUUUGGGCCAAUUCAAGUUCCUGCUGAUAAAUUGUGGGGCGCGCAAACUCAAAGAUCGCUGCAGAAUUUUGAAAUUGGCGGGGAGCGAGAGCGGAUGCCGGAGCCAAUAAUUCGUGCAUUCGGAAUCCUCAAGAAAUGUGCGGCAAAGGUGAACAUGGAAUAUGGGCUUGAUCCCGCCAUUGCUAAGGCCAUCAUGCAGGCUGCUCAAGAGGUGGCUGACGGAAUGCUAAAUGAACAUUUUCCACUCGUCAUUUGGCAGACUGGUAGUGGCACUCAAAGCAACAUGAAUGCCAAUGAGGUUAUUGCCAAUAGAGCUGCUGAAAUCCUUGGCCAUAAGCGUGGUGAAAAGUAUGUGCAUCCAAAUGACCAUGUUAAUAGAUCACAAUCUUCCAAUGACACUUUUCCUACCGUGAUGCACAUCGCAGCUGCUAUGGAAAUAAACUCAAGAUUGUUACCAAAUUUGAAAACUUUGUACGCUACUGUACAUACAAAGUCUAUUGAAUUCAAGGAUAUCGUUAAGAUUGGGCGUACUCAUACUCAAGAUGCAACCCCAUUGACGCUUGGUCAAGAGUUUAGUGGCUAUAGCACCCAAUUGCAAUAUGGAAUUGAUCGUGUCACUUGCUCUCUACCCCGCAUGUAUAAGCUUGCUCAAGGUGGAACCGCAGUUGGAACUGGCUUGAACACCAAGAGAGGAGGGCAUGCUGCACAUGAUGCUUUUGUUGAAUGUAGUGGAGCUCUCAACACCAUUGCUACUUCUUUGAUGAAAAUAGCCAAUGACAUACGCUUCCUAGGAAGUGGUCCAAGAUGUGGGCUUGGCGAACUUGUUCUUCCAGAAAAUGAGCCUGGCAGCAGUAUCAUGCCGGGGAAGGUUAAUCCCACUCAAUGUGAGGCGCUUACAAUGGUCUGUGCUCAGGUUAUGGGAAACCAUGUGGCCAUAACUAUUGGUGGAUCAAAUGGCCAUUUUGAGUUGAAUGUAUUCAAGCCUAUGAUUGCAAGUGAUCUCCUUCAUUCAGUGAGAUUGCUUGGAGAUGCAUCUGCUUCCUUCGAAAAGAACUGCGUGAAGGGAAUCCAAGCUAACAAGGAAAGAAUUUCCAAGUUGCUGCACGAGUCACUCAUGCUUGUUACAUCACUGAAUCCCAAAAUUGGGUAUGACAAUGCUGCUGCACUUGCUAAGCUUGCUCACAAGGAAGGACUUACUCUGAAGGAAGCAGCACUGAAAUUGGCAGUUCUGACCAGCGAUGAGUUUGAUCAGCUGGUUGUACCUGAGAAGAUGAUAGGACCAUCUGACUGAAGUGAAUACACUUCUUUUUAAUGCAGAAGAGUUCUUCCAGCAAUUUUGGUAGUAGAGAACAGAGGAAGUCUUGCAACUUCGUUCUUCGUCAUUUGAUAUAUUGAAUUCUUAGUCUUGCUUCACAGUUCACAUAGUUAGGAACGAAGCUCUGUAUCUAUUGGUUCUAAAAACAUGUUU
Linum tenue is the source of this 2745-nucleotide messenger RNA. Lineage: Eukaryota; Viridiplantae; Streptophyta; Magnoliopsida; Malpighiales; Linaceae. The record is from the annotation of a GenBank genome assembly.